Molecule: messenger RNA, 2920 nt
Organism: Acipenser ruthenus (sterlet)
Lineage: Eukaryota; Metazoa; Chordata; Actinopteri; Acipenseriformes; Acipenseridae
Product: polypeptide N-acetylgalactosaminyltransferase 17-like
Exons: 11
Coding region: 459-2231 (590 amino acids)
Cellular component (GO): Golgi apparatus
Source: RefSeq, a predicted model, not a curated record
UACGCGUCACGUCACGUGACCUCAUUUGUCAACGUCAUUAGUUUUCAUUUAGUCAAACGUGGGCCCUGUUCAUGAAACGUUUGUUGUAAAAGCGCGUUGGCACCAAUAUAGUCGCGCAUUACUAUAAUAUACGGACUUAUUUGUGUUGCAUUAACAAAAGGAUGCCCAGAUGAUGCUACUUAUUAUCGUCAGAUGGGGCUUAAAGUAUGUAAUUGUAACAUAAGCUGCGGACUGAACCCCUAAGUUCUUACUGCUGUGCCAAAACGAGCAUCGUCUUUAUAUCCCAGUCUGCUACCAGACAAGGUUGAUUCUGUCUAAAGGGAAACUCGGUGAUACUUAGUUAAGUAUACAGCAGGCGACACAAGUCAUACUAGUAUCUUAGUGCAUUAAGCCAUACUGUUGGCCUCUGUAGUUUCUCUCCAGCUGCUCUUUGGGUCAAAGCUUCAAACAACUUUUUGAUGGCUGUCUUGUUGAGACGAUGGAGAGGUUUGCUGGUGCUAAACCUAAUGGUAGUGACUGGGUUUAUGAUUUUUUGGAGUAAAUGCAAGUCAAGAAGCAUAAAAAACAUAGAGCAAGUGGAAUUGGUGCAAACAGCCAGUCAAGAAACAUUACUGAAGAGGCUUUCCUUUCUAGAAGAGGUGGUCUACAGGCAACUCAAUGGUCUUUCCAAGUCUCUGGGGCUGAUCGAAGGGUAUGAGGGGCGCGGUAAAGGAGGAUUGGCUGCAACCCUGAGUCCCGGUGAGCAGGUUAAAGCCAAAGAACUGGAAGAGAAGUAUGGGUACAACGCUUAUCUCAGCCAGAAGAUUUCACUGGAUAGAUCCCUUCCAGACUUCCGUCCAAGCAAGUGCAAAGAGCUGACCUACCGUAAGGACCUCCCUCAGGUCUCCCUGAUCUUCAUCUUUGUGAACGAAGCCCUGUCUGUGAUUCUGCGCUCGGUGCACUCCGCAGUCAACCACACGCCAGCACACCUCCUGAAGGAGAUCAUUCUGGUGGAUGAUAACAGUGACGAUGACCAGCUGAAGGGACCUCUAGAGGAAUACGUCAACAAGCGCUACCCCGGCCUGGUGAAAAUUGUCCGCAAUAAGAAAAGGGAAGGGCUGAUCCGGGCCCGAAUUGAAGGGUGGAAGGCUGCCACUGGGGAGGUCACAGGGUUUUUUGAUGCCCAUGUAGAGUUUACACCUUCAUGGGCUGAACCAGUUCUGUCGAGAAUUAAAGAGAAUCGAAAACGCAUUAUUCUUCCCUCCAUCGAUAAAAUCAAAUGGGACACGUUCGAGCUGGUGCGGUAUGAAAACUCUGGCCACGGCUACACAUGGGAGCUGUGGUGCAUGUACAUCAGCCCCCCCAAGGAGUGGUGGGACGCGGGGGAUGUUUCUGCACCAAUCAGGACUCCAGCGAUGAUCGGUUGCUCCUUUGUCGUGAACAGGAAGUUCUUUAGAGAGAUCGGUUUACUCGAUCCUGGAAUGGAUGUAUAUGGUGGAGAGAACAUAGAACUUGGAAUCAAGGUCUGGCUGUGUGGCGGAAGCAUGGAGGUGCUGCCUUGCUCCCGGGUUGCUCACAUUGAGCGGUGGAAGAAGCCUUACCACAACAACAUCGGGUACUUUACAAAGAGAAACUCGCUGCGAGUCGCGGAGGUCUGGAUGGACGACUACAAAUCUCAUGUUUACAUGGCAUGGAACAUUCCAAUGGAGGACCAUGGCAUAGACAUUGGUGAUAUCUCACAGAGAGUAGCUCUAAGAAAAAGCAUGAACUGUAAAAGUUUCAAGUGGUACCUGGACAACGUGUACCCAGAGAUGAGAACCUACAACAACACCCUCUUCUAUGGGGAACUGCGCAAUAAUAAAGCCAGCAACCUAUGCAUUGAUCAGGGAGAGAAAGAGAACCACACAGCUAUUCUCUACCCUUGUCACGGAGAGACUCCGCAGCUUGCAAGAUACACAAAGGAAGGAUUCCUGUACCUGGGCUCAUUAGGAAGUACAAAACUGCUUGAAGAUACACGAUGCCUUGUCGAUGAUAAGAACAGCAGUUUCCCACAGCAUCUGAAUUGUGAGGAGCUCACCAACGUCCGCCAGAAGUCCUGGCAUUUUUUCCAGAACGAUUCAAUUGUUAAUGUCGACACUGGGCGAUGUUUGGAGGUAAUUCCCUCGAAUGACAAAUUUGGUUUUGAGCUUCUUCUGCAGAGCUGCACAGGUCAAAAGUGGAACAUUAAACACAGCAUCAAACAAGGGCAAUAGUUUCUCGACAACAUCGGCAUCCCAUGUUAACUUGAUUUUAUUUUGGUAAUAUGCAGGGUUGGAGUCAAUUCCUGUCUUUCAAUUCCAAUUCUUUUUUUAAAUCAAUUCCCAAUUACAAUUCCCAUUCCAUUUUAAUUGAUCCCAACACAUCAUUGAUCAAAAUUGCAAUUAGCAGCAUUCUGUUAAAAUUGGCUUUUCACAGUGGCUACAAAUUACUUAAAUUGAAUUCACUGUUAGUCAAUUAAAUUGGCUUCACUUGAAAGCAGUUGAACAAUGACAACAAUGAAAAUAUCAAUUUGAAUUCCUUCAAAAGAAUCAGGGAAUUGAUUUAAAAAACAGGAACUGACCCCCUGGUAAUAUGUGUGAGCAAAGGGACAUCAGUUUUUGGUUUAUUUUUUCUUGUAAUUGGGAGAAUUUAAGAGUAAUAUUUAUGCAAAGUAUAAAACGCAGAAUCAGGAAGUGGGCAUUUUAUAUGUAGGGAUACUUUAUAUGUUGUGUCUGUGGACUGAGAUGUGAAGACAUUGGCAACAAAAUGUCCCUUACACUUGAAGCUAACAAUUCCACCCUCAGAUGAUAUGAUAGUUAUGUGUAUUUUUUUUUUGUAAGCCAGAAAACAGGAUUGUGCCGUUUGAUCUCCUGGUUGCAGUUAUGCUUCAGAUCUGACAUGGGCUGGGGGGGAUACUUGUCAA